Messenger RNA from Tupaia belangeri chinensis (Chinese tree shrew), 1737 nucleotides. It is a transcript of the gene TMEM38B, whose product is annotated as transmembrane protein 38B. Bases 37 to 912 code for a protein of 291 amino acids. Gene Ontology annotation, cellular component: membrane. Gene Ontology annotation, biological process: potassium ion transmembrane transport. Gene Ontology annotation, molecular function: potassium channel activity; identical protein binding. The transcript has 6 exons. The record is from RefSeq and is a predicted model, not a curated record. Lineage: Eukaryota; Metazoa; Chordata; Mammalia; Scandentia; Tupaiidae.
CUGUGGCUGCUUCGGCCGCCGCGGUCGGUCGUAGUCAUGGACUCUCCGUGGGAUGACCUGACUUUGGCCUUUUCUCGCACGUCCAUGUUCCCCUUUUUUGACAUUGCCCACUAUCUAGUGUCCGUGAUGGCGCUGAAGCAUCAGCCGGGAGCAGCAGCAGUGGCAUGGAAGAAUCCCAUUUCAAGCUGGUUUAGUGCUAUGCUCCACUGUUUUGGUGGUGGGAUAUUAUCCUGUAUACUGCUUGCAGAACCUCCACUGAGGUUUCUUGCAAACAACACUAAUAUAUUACUGGCAUCUUCAAUCUGGUAUAUUGUAUUUUUUUGCCCAUGCGACCUAGUUUCUCAAGGCUAUUCAUUUUUACCUGUUCAACUCCUGGCUUCAGGAAUGAAGGAAGUGACCAGAACUUGGAAAAUAGUAGGUGGAGUCACACAUGCUAAUAGCUAUUACAAAAAUGGCUGGAUAGUCAUGAUAGCUAUUGGAUGGGCCCGAGGUGCAGGUGGUACCAUUAUCACAAAUUUUGAGCGGCUGUUAAAAGGAGAUUGGAAACCAGAAGGUGAUGAAUGGCUGAAGAUGUCCUACCCUUCUAAGAUAACCCUAUUGGGGUCAGUUAUCUUCACAUUCCAGCACUCGAAAUAUCUGGCAAUAUCAAAGCAUAAUCUUAUGUUCCUGUAUACUGUCUUCCUUGUAACCACAAAGAUAACCAUGAUGAUUACAGACACAUCUACUAUAACUAUUGCUCCUUUUGAGGACGCGUUGAGUCGGAUGCUCUUUGGCUGGCAGCAGCAGUUUCCAUCAUGUGAAAAGAAAAGUGAAACAAAAUCAUCCCAUAAUGGCACUGGUUCAUCUGCCUCAAAACCUGUAGCUGAUGCUUCAGAUAAUGUUAAAAAGAAACAUUCUAAGAAGACUGAGUAAAUUUACUUGAUGAGCUCUAGAAAGCCAACAAUAUUUUUCUUAACUACUUGUCAGAUUGUGAUAAUAUUUAUGUAAAUGAUGUGAAAUAAAAAUUAUAUAUAAGGAAUGGAGGUGACAAAAGGAAAGACAUUUUUUUUUUUUUUCUGUUUGUUUCAGGGAUCCUACCCUUUUCUGGAUUGUAAUUCUUGAGUGUUGUAAGUGUAUCAUGUGAAUUUGUUUUUCUGAUAUAAAAGAAUAUGUUGUGAUUAUUCAAAUAGUUUUAUUUAGAGAAAAGAAGGCUGCUUUUUUUAAUGUCAGGAAAAGUAAGCCUAUCUUUGUAAAAUAACAAAAAUUUAAAACUUUAAAAAUUUUUAGGUAUUUUCAUACUUAUUUUUUAUUUGAAUCUUUUUAAGUUUUAGUUCAGUGGAAUUAAUCUUCUACUUCACAUUACCAUUAUAGUUGCUAAGUAUGGAAAACACAUUUAAUUUUGAACACUGAGAAGAGUUAAGUAAUCUAGAAACAUUUUAUGUUAUAAAUGAAAAUAAGUCCAUAGUUAAUAUUUCAGAUAUAAACAUUGCAUUGUUUUCCCACAUUUAAUAGAAAAUACCUGAAAUUUUAUUAUAUUUUAUUCCUUUAUUUAGAAAAUUAGCUUAUAUUUUUCCUCCUUAAACCACAUUUGUUUUAACUAUAGGAGAAGUUAUUCUUCUGAGCAUUUCAUAUGUUAUUUCUGAAUUUAGUCUGAAUACAUUGAUGGUAGUGGGUUCAACAAAAGUAUUAUCACAGUUUAAAAUAAUUUUUCCUGGGGCCAGCAGUUGGUGUGGUUAAGAUGCUGGACUCUUUUCCCAC